UUUAUAUUUUAUAUCGCACAAUUUUGGAAAAACCUUCAAAAACUCUUCCAUUUGAAAACUAAUUUCGGAAAAUCUUUAUACUUACUAAAAAAAUCUAAAUUGCUUUUUAGUUCUUUAAACCUUUACAAAACAAUUUUUCGCACAAAAUUAAGAACAAUUUCCGCUCGUUCUGCCAACAUAAACAGUUAGGGAUUAUAUAACAGCGCUUCAAAGAAAAACGAAGAUGUCACGUAGACAGCGUGUUGUCGUAGUCGUGGAUGAGGAUGUACGUGGAGGCGAUCCCGAAGAGUUUCGCAACAUUUUGGAUCUCUCCAUGUCCAUACCGUCACCUGCGCUCAAAGGCUUCAAGUCAGCCAUUUACGCCAAAUGGGCGACGCAUGCGCACACACAACCGCUACGUUUCGACUGUGUGGGCACAACACGCAACGCAUUCGUACGCGCCGAAUAUGCCAUGCUCAUGGACGAACUAUUUCUAAACAGAUCCAGUUGUUGCUUGCUGCAAUUCUUUCCGCUACGCGAAUGCCAAAUAUCAUUUCUAUGCAAUUUACUUGUCUCCGAGGUGGACAAGCGCAUGAUGGUGCUGCAGGCCAAGUUACUGAGGAUCAAGGUUGAAUAUUUUGAUCUACGCAAAUAUGAUGUUAUCAAUUUCCUCGGCUCCAGCCACCCACGUUCCACAACGAAGAAUCAACGCAAUUCGCGUCCACAUAAUUUAUUCGGUAAUACCUUGGAUUUAUUGCGUUGGCUGCAAACCCGCUAUCUGCAGCUCUUCGGCAAAGGUCAAGGCACUGAAAAUUUGGAUUUGGAGUUCACUUUCAGUGACUCACAGACUCGUGUUCACACCGUGCGCUUAUCUAUAAUGCACGUCUUCCUCUGUCACAUGGAUAGCGAUACGAAGACCUGUCUGCGUAAUUGUUUCGAGAACAUACGUAGCGCAAAGCGGGGUCGAAAGAGUAUUAUGCUUACGGAUUGCCUUCGAGAAAUAUUGGGACCAAAAGCGAAUUGGUUUACCUGGUUCGUAUUCCAUGUGCCGAUAGCGAAAGGGCGCGGUAUUAUCAUUGAUGAUCAACUGAAUUUAGCCAGCUCUGCUUAUGCCGGUAUCAAUGCAAAAGAGUCUUCAGAUGUCAGAGCGCCAGACGAUUUCGAUUUAAGCAGCUUGCUCUCCUUCUUAAACGUUUCAAAUGAUAGUCAGCUGACCGUCAAUUCGCAAUUGGGCGCGUCUGUAUUAAGUAUGGCACAAAAUACACCAACAUUUAUUGCAGCUAAUUCGUCCCGCUCGAUAUCCAAUAGAUUAGUGAACAAGCAUAAUCAGACGUAUAACUUGAAUACCUGGUAUACGAAAAUGGAUCAGCUGGUGCCGGCGGUGCUCAAACACAUACACAGCCUGUACGAGUAUAAAUAUCGUGAAAAUAUACAAAAAAUCUGUAGCGAACUCAAGAACAUGUUAAGCUUCAGCUCACUCCGUCCAGCGAAUAGUAUUUGUUGCAUGAGUCGGAAAGGUGAGCGCUCGGAGUCAUUGGAUAAGCUCGAAAAGAAUUAUCACAUGAUCAUAAGGGAGUUCAUACGUUUGGCUAAAGAGAUUGAGAAUUCACCGGAUAGCGCGAUCUUGCGCGUCUAUCUUGAUGCUAAGAAGAAGGAAAUCAAAGAUUAUGCGACGAAUUGCAAAUUGCGCCAUCUCGAGACAUGCCAGAAUUGUCUAAUCGAAACGAUUAAAGGCGAAAGAAAUAUGCUGACCAAAACGGGCACUAAUCUUGAGUUUAUAAGAUAUCCAGCCUUCAAGACGACCAUUUCGGGCAAUGCAUAGUAAGUGGCUGUAAAUAACAGUAUUAACGGUACUCUGAAAUUUGUUAGCCAACAAAUGUAACUGUAUUUUGACAAUAACUUUCUGUGCGCCCUCUUGAGCUAAGGCAGAUAUUUACAAAGUACAGUUAAUUUUUUAUAUUUUUCAGUAAAGUUUUUUUAAAUCUAUGGUUGGCUCGGAAUGAGCCUGGAGUUCAAAAAGUAAGAAUAAAAAACUGCAAAAUCUAAA
Messenger RNA from Zeugodacus cucurbitae (melon fly), 2026 nucleotides. RefSeq lists its product as uncharacterized. The transcript has 3 exons. Lineage: Eukaryota; Metazoa; Arthropoda; Insecta; Diptera; Tephritidae. The record is from RefSeq and is a predicted model, not a curated record. The coding region runs from base 224 to 1801 and encodes 525 amino acids.